Molecule: messenger RNA, 729 nt
Organism: Arctia plantaginis
Lineage: Eukaryota; Metazoa; Arthropoda; Insecta; Lepidoptera; Erebidae
Source: the annotation of a GenBank genome assembly
AUGUCGGACGGCAACACCGUUGUAUUUCCGCGUAAAUUACUCAAAGCAUUUAUCCUACUAUACAAAGAUCAACCUUGUCUGUGGGAUAAAGACUGUAUUUCUUACAAAGUGAAGCAAAAACGACAUGAUGCAGUGACAAAAUUAACGAAGCUCGUACAAGAGUUCGAUCCGAGCGCAACGCGAGUGCAUGUAUUGAGAAAGAUAGAGAGUUUACGCGCAUGUGUGCGACGAGAAUACAAAAAGGUAGUGGAAAGCCGGCGUACAGCUGCCAACGACGAUGAAGUGUACACUCCACAGCUGUGGUACUAUGAUUUGUUCUCCUUCAUAUUCACUGACGAGGAAAAUGAACUGAAUACAUUUAAAACUAAGGAACAGUCGCCGGACACAAACGCGGAUUCAGAAGAAGAUGGAGACGAGGACGAAGAACACCCUUUCGAGACAAGCAUGGAGCACAAUUACACAGAAUACAAUUCGAGCAAUAUGGUAGAGAUGCCAGAGAAUUCGAACAAGAGAUUUAAUAACUUUGAAGAAGAAAAGAGUAAGCGGCAUUGUACAGAAAUUGAAGAUGAAUAUGACGCGAUAGGUAUAAACGUAGCAGCGAAACUCCGCAACCUUCCAUCCAACACGAGGAUAUUGGCGGAGAAACUUAUCAACGAUGUACUGUUCCAAGCGCAAACAAACGCUCUGACCACAGCAACCAUCAUCAGUACUCCGGACCCGUUCAAGUGA